UGUGAGUCAGUGAGGGUUGUUGUGAAUUAGUGAGUGAGGAACACUAGCGUUAACAUUUACCAUAGUUAAUCAGAGUAGACUCAGACAAGCAUAAGCGUUAACAGGAAUAAAUACGGACAGCUACCGAACAUCAGCUAGAACGUCCUCCUGUCAGAUUAAAAGGAAUGUUACUGUGUGGUGAUCCGGUUCAAAAUGUCACCGUGUUAUCUGGUGACUUUCAACUGAAAUGAAACUGGCAAAGACGUCAUAAAAGAGAGAAAGACCCAGCCUGGUCAUUUGGCGGAGACAGACUUGUGGUGGACGGUGUCUGAUGUCUGUUAGCUAACAUGCUGUGUAUGUUUGUGGUCGUGUGUCUCACCUGGUCACUGUGUUCAGCGCUCACCUUCCUUCCUCCUCCCAUUAACCUGGACAUGAGCUCUGAGAACUUCCGCCACGUCCUCCACUGGGACCCCGGGCCCUUGACCCCAGUAGGGACCCAGUACCAGGUCCUUGCAAGAGUGAACCGUAAGAAAUGGAAACCUCUUGGAAAGUCAAUGACAACGUCUCUGAAACUGAAGCUGAAACUGUUUCAAAACUACCGUCUCAUUGUUCAGGCGACCUUGGAUCACAUGGUGUCAGAAAAGUCAGAAAUCUACAGUUUCUGCCCCUAUACCGACACCAUUAUCAGCCCUGCCCUGGUGUCUCUGUCUGGCUGUGGAAACUGUCUGGAGGUGAACUUGUCUCUGCCGGAUCCUGAUGAGAGUUCCAAUCUCUCGGUGUCCAGUCUUCACACUAUGUAUGGCCCCGAGUUCAGGGUGAAGUGGAAGAAACCAGGCGGAGUUGAGUUUAAUUCUAAGGAGAACAACAGUUUUAAGAUCUCUAACCUGGAGAAAGGUGUUGAGUACUGUGUUCAAGUGGAAACUCACAUACGUGUGAACAAAAACACCAAAACAUCAAACUGGACCUGCAGCUUCACCAGCGAACCACAGCAUAGCACAGUUUCUGUGUUUAUAGGUGUGGCUGCAUCUCUCCUGGUCUUGGUAACCUUGGUGGUUUCCAGUGUUCUGAUUGGUCUGUAUUACUCUGGCUUUCUGGGUAAGCUGAAGGCUCACCUGCCACCAGCUCUGCAGGCCACUCUGAGCACCGGGUACACCCUGACCCCGGAGAGCACCGCCCCAGACCACAUCCACAUCAGCUCAGACACAAUUGCCACCACAGACCACACCCCCAUGCCUCCACUUGAAGAGGGGGGGGAGGAGGAGGAGGAAGAGGAGUCCAAAGACUAUCUGGACCGAGGAGCAAAACUUCCUCCUGCUGACACUCCUGGCCCACACUCUGCUGAAGAGAGUUGUUGGAGAUCCUCCACAAAAACAGGGGAGUGGGUCAGCAAGGACGAUGUCAGCAAGGGGGGUCUUUAUCACGAUGAAGAUGAGGGGGAGGAUCCUGUCACUGCUGAGGGAGAUCAGGAAUCAGAGAAGGAGGAACCAGUUAGAGAGGAGUCAGAGGGCUCAUUUAACGUCAACCUGUUAUCUCUGACUCUCUCUACUUUAAAGGAGACGGGAGAGGACGGGGAGGAUGGGGAGGAUGGGGAGGAGGACGAGAAAGACAGAGAUACUGAUGAUUGUGGUAGUUACCUGCUGGAUCAGAGACCCCCACACAUGGAGCCUACUGCCAAGAACAUAGAGACAAUAGAGACAAACACACCAACCUCCUGUGAGGAGGAAGAGGGGGAGGGAGAAUGUUCUGACUAUAUCAGACACUCCUGAUGUCUAUCAUACCAUCUAAAGUCCUUUCUACCAGAGUGAAGGAAAGACCACCACCCCAAUACACCAUAAAGACUACAAAGACCACCACCAUCAUCACACACCAUCAUUACACACCGUCAUGACCACAGGAUCAUAAAUCAGUUGGACUAAAUAUCCAGAUUUUAUGGAGCAUUCCUCUCUGUUUAGAUGUUUAAAUGUAGAUUAAGAUGUUUAUUUUGUUUAUUUUGUCUAUUUUUAUACUCAAAGAAGAGAUCAUGAUCCUGUUAUUACAUCAACAUUCAGUCCUUCUUUAGGCUCAAAGACUUUGAAUCCAGGGAAGAGACUAAAAAUGUUUGAUCAGAAUAAUGAGAAAUAAAAGAUUAA
Cheilinus undulatus (humphead wrasse) is the source of this 2108-nucleotide messenger RNA. RefSeq names its product cytokine receptor family member b1 (gene crfb1). Lineage: Eukaryota; Metazoa; Chordata; Actinopteri; Labriformes; Labridae. Gene Ontology annotation, molecular function: protein binding. Bases 327 to 1745 code for a protein of 472 amino acids. The transcript is spliced from 8 exons. The record is from RefSeq and is a predicted model, not a curated record.